Molecule: messenger RNA, 5473 nt
Organism: Fimicolochytrium jonesii
Lineage: Eukaryota; Fungi; Chytridiomycota; Chytridiomycetes; Spizellomycetales; Powellomycetaceae
Exons: 11
Coding region: 215-5149 (1644 amino acids)
Biological process (GO): lipid metabolic process; intracellular signal transduction
Cellular component (GO): exosome (RNase complex); nucleus
Molecular function (GO): phosphatidylinositol-4,5-bisphosphate phospholipase C activity; protein binding
Source: RefSeq, a predicted model, not a curated record
AUCAAACUUUCGAGUUCAACCCAGAGUUCAACCCCUAGCUACUGGCAACCCCCACAACCCUCUAGGACGCUGUACAUAACGAACAUACAGACUUCGUUGGGGCGGAAGCAAGCCGAAUAACUACUAUUCCUCAAAUUUGUGUACAGAGACACUGGUCUUCGCUUAUCUGCACAGGAAGCGGGACUGCUUCGUCGAGCAGCUAACCGUCGCGAAGAUGCAAGAUUUCGCACGCCAUUCCGGUAACCCGGCUCUAGAAUGGCUUCGGCAGCAGCCUGAUUUGGCACAAGUGAGCGUCGUGGCUCACGUACCGCCAAAAGACCAGAUCGACUUCGUAGCCAACAAUAAAGAUACAUGGAUCGAUUUGCGAAAAGAGCUCCUACUCCUGCUGAACAGAGGAUUGUCAUUGGAGCAGUUGGAGAUGUUGGGACUGGAGCUCAGUGUGAUAUUAACAUUUAUUGGAGACGUCUUGGAUGUCAAAUUACCUUUUACUUCCGUUGACGCCAAUGGGUUGAGCUCGCCAAAAGCUUCGUCAGUCUCCGAUUCGGACAAGGUUGAAGCGGAACUUGCCGUGGGAGCCGCACCCACCCACGACGAAUCACUCAUAACUCCAAAGGAGGAGGUCCCCGCCUUGCAACUCAAUGGCUACCAUCCAGAAGCGGAAUCAUGCAUUGAGAGUGCUUCACUAAAUGUCUCGAGCAAACCGACGUUACGUGUACAGAUAGAGGAUAUUGACGACAGCAAUAUGGUCGUAGACAUGGAUAUUACCGAGACGCCUUCAUCUGGCGUUCGCGAGAUGUCUAUGUCACCGAUUACUGAGGACGAGAACGGUGACGACGGAUCACUAGCAGAAACGCCGCUACCACUAAGUGGCGUGUCGGAACUGGUGGAAGGGGAAAUGGAGCUUGCGGAUGUCACUUCGAUUGAAACGCUGGAAAGGUUCGAAGAGCCUUCAAUGUCAAGUUCACCCGCCAAAUCGCACGGUUUUCCGGAACCUGCCCGCGGUGGAACUGCUGAGCCAAAGGAAGAUGACUCACAUAAUUCAGAGAUGGACAUGUCUAUUGAUGAAGAGGAGAAUGUUUUUCAGAUUGUGGACGGUACCUGGGAAACACUCCGAGCGGGAAGCUCACGUGGCCGGCCGCUGGCGUCCGACUUGAUAGGCACAGGAUACUCUGGAUCCAGCCGUCCGUUUUUCAUCAAGGAACGACCUCUCAAUCUUGUGAUAGAGCUGAGUGACUCGGGAAGCGAUGAUGAAGAAGAUGACGACAGCGUCACCAAGCCGAAGACAAAUGGCACUACGUCUGCACCAGUGCUGGCACCAGCGGCAACUGGGAGCGGGACUAAGCUUUCGGAAAGCGUGAAGAGACGGAUGCUGGAAUUAGCGAUACAGAGGAAAGAGCUGGAGGCGAAGAUUGUUCAACUAGCAGCUAAGCGGCGUAAAACGGCCGCCGGGAAGGCAGCUGGUAGCAGCACGCCCGAAGUUCUCCCGACGAUGUCGCAGGCUCCACCAACAAACACCUCACUUAACCAUACGGCGACAUUACCCCCGCCUUCGCGGGGCAAAUCCCUCUCUCCCAACGAACUGGACAAACCUCGGAAGCUUCUCAGUAGUACUACAAAGCAGCUACCGAUCUCGAAGGAUGAUACUGCUGUAACUGCAUUGGCUCAAGAAACGGAGAGGGCGGCCGAAGUGGUUGCUCAAGCGAGGCAGGCUUACGAAAGGAAACUUGCAAUGGCAAAGAAAUUUGAAGAGCUCAUCGCAACUAAAGAAGCCGAGUUCGCCAAGAUACGGGCAGACAUGAGUGCCGCCGAGCAUGACAUAAAGAAGUACUUGGCCGACAUAUAUGAACAACAAAAGCAACGCGGAGAUCUCGAACGGGGUAUCUUGAAUCGUCGCAAGGAGAUGGCCGAGAUUAUGAAAAAGAUCAAAAGCGACGAGGCAGUGAUUGCAUUGUCUCUGGAGAACGAGCGUGCCUUAUCCGAGAAGAUUUCGACUCUGAAGCGUGACAUAGAGUCCAAGGGAAAACAGAUAUCUGACGGGCAGCCAGCUCUUUUUGCUCAAAAAAGCACCCUGACGAGGAUCAUGAAUCCUCAACCUGCUGGAAAGCUUGUAUCUCCUGCGCCCACACAGGCGGGCGUCAUGGAAGAGCCUAACUCAGACAGCGGGUCAAUCAAAUCGGACAACUCGUUAAAGCAGUUCAAGGACCCUGCGUUCCACCCGCAGUUCAAGCCGGAGUUCCGCGCAUUCUUGCGAUCGGUCAUCCCACAAAUUAAUGUGUCCUCUGAAGGAAAAUCCGUACUUAACGGUGAAGCCACCUUGGAGAACAUCAAAGGUGGAAAGGACAGACUUUGCCAGGAUCUCCUAGGGGAAAGAAAGCCGACGGUACGCCGUAUGAUGAAUCUGAACGGGCAUCUCCGUAGGGAAGAUGAAGUCGCCCUGAUGUCCGACGCGUAUACUGCCGGGGUUCCUGUUAAUGGCCGUUGGAACGCACCCUCCGCGGAAGAGUCUCAGAAUGACGACGCGCAUCCGCCCGCGCAAGGCAAGAAGCGUCUUGCGCCAUACAGCAGCACAAUGUCGCAAUUCAGAUCAUUCCGCUUUGCGAAGGAGUACGACAAGGAUAUAAAAUCCCUAACUUGGAGCAACAAAGUCGACCCUCUUCGGAAUAUUUGUCAGUUCGAAUCUGAGGGCGGCGUGUGUCACGAUAAGAAAUGCCAGGGUCAGCACUUUCGCGAUAUCAAAAUGAGUGAGGAUGAGGUCAUGCUGGAUUUGUUAUCGUACAAUGCCUCUGAUCUACCACAAGAAACGAUUCGGGAACUUAAGGACCGCGUGCAUGCAUUCGCAUCCAAGGGCCGAGCUCUGGACAAGUUGGCUAAAACGAUCAUACAGCAACAGCAGCAAAAGCGGGACAACGACAUUGUAUCCAUGUCGAUUGGAAGGAAACGCGAUUUGAAGCAGAUGCUGAAUGACGGAACUUCCGCGGAAACCGAAAAGUCCCCGAACGACUCCAUUCCCGAUGCAUCGCCAGGACGAAAGGAUCAUUUGUCUUCAGCUGCACCGAAGACUGACGGAAAACCCCGUUUGCCACCCAAAGUGCCAAUACUCAUAAAUGGCUUGCAGAAAGCAAUGGAUGGCGAACAGGUGAAACACGGGCGAUACUUCGAUGCACCCCUCACGGAAGACGAAUUCGAAUCAUUGGUUUCCAGUGACCCCACAAAUGUCGAGAAUUGGAUCAAAUAUGCUGCGGGAAUGAUUCCGACGAAGAUGAACCUAGAAAAGCUGGAAACUCCAUCUUCAAACUUCAAUAAAGCAAUGCAUGUCCUCUCCCGUGGGUUGCAAGCCAAUCGGACGUCUGAAGGGCUUUGGACAUUUUACAUGGAAUUGUUCACUAGGAGAGGCGAAGGGAAAGACGUUCGGGAAAGCUUCGCGCAAGCCAUAGAAUUUCUACCGGAUGCUGUUACAUUGUGGUGGAUGUGGUUUCUCUGGGAGACGGACAUCAUCGAAAAAGAAUCUGUCUUGAAACGGAUGAUUACGACUUUCUUGGCGGAUGGAAGGGUGUCGUCACCUGUCAGCAAGGCCGCCCUUUUCGACGCAUUUGUACAGCUUUCAAAUUUGUACAUGGAGGACGGAAACCCUGAUGCGGCAAAACGCUGGAUGUGGGCCUUUCUGACCGCGGAAAGCGUCUCUGGAAUGUUUGAGGCUUCCAAUCAAGAUUCAGCGGCUUCUGGCCAUCCGGUACGGAGCAACAUACCAGUACUGAAGAACACCAUCGCCUUCAAGCAUCUCGAAUCCAUGGACCUUCACCUGGGGUGGUUAUUCUACAUUCAUUGCGAACAUUUCAACCACUUACCGGAGGGAAUUUUCCACACCUACCCAUACAACCACCUUACUCGGCGUGACUUCUGGGAAAUCCAAUGGGAGGCUCAUGUUACCCCAACUUGGGGGAGUGAGAACUUGCAGGACACACUUCGCAUAGUGUUCGAGAGGAUCAUCGCCUGGUGGCGAAGGGAGGAUACAUCAUAUUUCGCGUUGCUGCGCAACUACUUCAACUACAUGAGGAUUGUGGAAAAGAGAUCGAGAGAUGAAAGGCUCCGGAUCUCUGAAUUCCAUCGCAUGCAGCACCGUGACCAGGAUAAUUUUCAAAAUCAGGUUGUUCAUCUUCUAGAGACGACUGGUAGCGGAGAGUUGUCCUCGUUCCCGGGCGUCACUUUCUCGCAGGAUAAACCUGAGGGCCUUCCGGUGUGGAAUAGACAUAUCAAAGUGCUUUUACAAGCAAAUGACACCACACGAGCGAUACAGAGCUUGGUCAACUGCAUACGCGCAAUGUUUACCGGCUUGAAACCCGUUGGUGAUAUGGGAGCAACAGAAACUGGACGAAUCGUCGACGAAGCUUUGCUGCUAUAUCGAAAGGCCCUCGCGCUGAACAUUCCAGGGCUUCGAAGCACCCCGGAACUGAAACAUAUGUCAGUCCGGACCGACCUGAUGUCCAAUCCAUAUCUAUGGCUGCAAUACUUGUUGCUGCAGAGCUUUCGCAUUGCCGAGGAUGAUGCGCCAAAUGAUAUUCUCAACACCCUCGAACAUGCGUUUGAGGCUGUCUCGGAUCCCGAUGGAAGGAGGGUUUUAUGGACUGAAUAUGUGCGGUACUUCCUUGCAAAGGACCCCUCAGAGCCUUUACAUCCGGAAAGCGAGACAACCUUGGAGGAAGAUAAAUCCGCCAAAGCGGCAAUGGCUGUCAUCAUCCGCGCUCUACGGGAUAUGAGGAUCAACAUGAUUUCGCAUCCCGGCAUUGCGAGCGGGGAAAUGGUCGACUACGUUAAGCCCGUACCUUUGACAGAUCCGACCAUUGCGGAAUCUUCAUUCCGGAUAUAUUUCGAUUCCCUAUCCACGGCCAAACAGACACAGGUGCUGGAUCAAGUAGCGCGAGGUCAAUUGCCUUUGGGUCUACAUCCUUUCACCGCGAAAGCCGCAAUGAAAGUGUUACCGGAAGGCACGCGACUAUCAUCUUGCCUGCAAAUUCUCUAUAGGCUUCUUGCAAUGUAUCCCAAGACUGCCGGGCUUUGGCGCAUGACGGUCGCAUUCGAGUAUGUUAACCGAAAUACUCACCAAGCACAGCUUCUCUAUGACCUCGCUAAAGCUUAUACCCGCUUCCAAUGAAGCCGGUAGAGUUGACAUGACGAUCGGGACUUUUGACAAUGGCAUUCGAUACCGAUUAUCACACCACUCACUCAUCCUGGACGAUCGACACAUACAUUGAGAACUUUGGUAUCUCCAGAUACUCAGGCUCUCUGGAUACCCGAGCUUUUGAUCACUUUUCCGGCAUUCAUGAUCACUUUCCGGCAUUCGCAUGAGAGUCAUAGGCGUUAUACACAUCUACAUUUUGGACUCCUGACGGGGUGCAUUCCUUUCCCCUCCGAUUUUGGUUGCUGGCGGCCAUUGUAAAUAGCAAUGAAUAAUGAAUGAACAGAAUUUCGAUCAUCC